GUUUAGGGGUCAUGGAGUUGGUGAUUUGGGCCACCGCCACCGCGAAACAUUUCCCGCGAUCUCGGGCGCCUUCCCGCGAGCGCGAAACCUCCCAAUCCGUUCCGUUCCCCACCUCAGCCGCGUAAUCCCACCCAUUCUGCGUGUCAAGCUAGGGUUUCUCCUCGCCCCGCCGGCCCGCCCCCAUAGAUCCCCACACCAAGGCACGCGCUAGAGCCUAGAGGAGCUGCACGAUCCGAUGGCGCCGCUCUCAUGGCGGCACCAUACGCUGCUGCAGGCGCUGCUCUCCCGUGGACCGCUCUCGGAGCGAGACUUCCACGCCCUCUUCACCGCCAUCUCCGGCGGCAAGAACCCCGCCACUCACCAGCAACUAUUCACUGAUACACUUAUGAAGAUCAACAAUGAGCUAGGGUAUCUACAAUUUGAUCUGCGAGCAUGUAUAAACCAGUAUGAUGGAACAGUUUAUUAUGGAGUGGUCAACAACAUUUCUGAUGAAGAAUCGAAGCUUGGCUCCAAGUAUUCUGUACCACAGAUUGCAUUCUACAAGGGACUGUUAGAAGCAAUAGUUCAUGAAGCUGGAAAUGAUGGGAGCAUAACUAGUAUUGAAGCUCUCAACGUCCGGAUUGACAACCAGGUCGUGAUUGCGGAUGGUACACAAGACACUCAAUCUCGUCUUCCUUCUUCUAUCACAAACUUCUUGUUCUCUCAAAAGGAAAAGACUCUUACUGAACUGAUACAAGAUCGUUGGCUGGCGUACACCUCAGAGGGCAAGAUUGGUCUUGGUAUCAGAUCAUUUCUUGAUCUCCGGAGCUGGUUUCGCAGCAAUGAUAUCCCAUCAUGCGAGGUUUGCAAUGAAGCUGGUAUAAAGGCAUCAACUUGUUCCAAGGAAGGAUGCAAUGUGAGAAUCCAUAUCUACUGUCUGAAGAAGAAAUUUCCACAGCGGAAGGCCUCGAGAGCUUGUCCCCAGUGUGCCACUGAAUGGCCCCAGCAGGAAGGCGAGGACGAGGGUGACGAGGAAGCGAACGAGCCCGGCGGGGAAGGUCAGGAGGGCCCAUCGGCUGACCCUCCUUCGAGGAGGAAACGCAGAGUCAAGGCUGAACUGGCGGAGGAAGCUGAAGAAGCAGGCCCGUCGACCGCGGUGCCCAGGAGAAGUUCGAGGAUGGCCAAAGCCGAGGAGGCAGCGUCUGCAGAUGCUUCACAGCCGGCCAGGUCCUCAAAGAGAAGGAAGAAAUGAUGGCUCUUUCUAGUAAGAUUGGCAAUGCAAUGCUGCUUUUGUCGUGUACAUAGCGUAGCUGGUAUCACUAUGCUGGUGGUUUCUGCCUUCCUGGAGUUACUUGCUUGACCUGCUCUGCUUGCCCGUUUGCCGCCUGGCUUUAGCCAGCUGGGAAGACAAGGACAAGGACGGCCCCUGUUAGUUUAAGUACUAUAAUUAAUUAUUAUAUAUGCCCUUCAGGUGUUGCAUUA
This is a messenger RNA of Triticum dicoccoides, 1461 nucleotides long. RefSeq names its product non-structural maintenance of chromosomes element 1 homolog. Gene Ontology annotation, biological process: double-strand break repair via homologous recombination. Gene Ontology annotation, molecular function: ubiquitin-protein transferase activity. NCBI's taxonomy places the organism in Eukaryota, Viridiplantae, Streptophyta, Magnoliopsida, Poales, Poaceae. The record is from RefSeq and is a predicted model, not a curated record. Gene Ontology annotation, cellular component: nucleus; Smc5-Smc6 complex. The transcript has 6 exons. The coding region runs from base 236 to 1231 and encodes 331 amino acids.